AUGAAAUUUGAGAUCGACGGACUCCCAGUCCUCUUUCCGUACCCAAAAAUCUACCCAGAGCAAUAUGAGUACAUGUCAGAUAUAAAAAAGACAUUGGAUGUGGGCGGCAAUUGUAUCUUGGAGAUGCCUUCGGGUACUGGUAAGACUGUCUCAUUGCUUUCGCUAACAGUGGCGUACCAAAUGCAUUAUCCUGAGCACAGAAAAAUUGUUUACUGCUCUCGUACCAUGUCGGAAAUUGAAAAAGCACUUAUAGAGUUGAAAAAUUUGAUGGAUUACCGGGCCUCCGAACUAGGGUAUGUGGAGGAAUUCAGAGGCUUGGGUCUUACCAGUAGAAAGAAUCUUUGCUUGCAUCCCACCAUUUCGAAGGAAAGGAAAGGUGCCGUAGUUGAUGAAAAAUGUCGUCGUGUCACCAAUGGUCAAUUGAAGCAGAAAUUGGAGAAGGAGAAUGUCUCCACAGAGCAAAUGAAUCAACACGCAGAUCAGUAUGGCCUCUGCUCAUACCACGAGAAGAUGUACGACUAUGACCAACACGAUCUUAUACCGAAUGGCGUUUAUUCGUUUGAGGGUUUGAUUCAGUACUGUAAGGAACAAGGGACCUGUCCUUAUUUCACUGUCAGAAGAAUGAUGCCAUUUUGCAAUGUGAUCAUUUAUUCGUAUCACUAUUUGCUAGAUCCUAAAAUCGCCGAGCGCGUUUCGCGCGAAUUGAGCAAAGACAGCAUUAUUAUUUUCGAUGAGGCGCACAACAUCGAUAACGUUUGCAUCGAGUCUCUCUCUCUCUACCUCACAGAUGAUACGCUAAAACGAGCUACAAGAGGUGCUAACAAGUUAGCAGACGCAGUUGAAGAAAUGAAAGCACAGGAUAAUGAAAAAUUACGAGAUGAGUAUCAAAAAUUGGUAGAGGGUCUCCGACAAAACGAGAUAGCUCGUGAAGAAGAUCAGUUCAUGGCCAAUCCGGUUCUACCUCAAGAUUUACUAGAUGAGGCUAUUCCAGGAAAUAUAAGAAAAGCCGAGCACUUCAUAUCGUUUUUGAAACGAUUUGUGGAGUAUUUGAAGACAAGGAUGAAGGUUUUGCACGUCAUCAGUGAGACACCGGUGAGCUUCUUGCAGCAUUUAAAAGAGCUCACGUUUAUCGACAAGAAACCCUUGAGGUUCUGCUCUGAGCGUUUGUCCCUCCUCGUAAGAACCUUAGAACUCUCAGAUGUUGAGGAUUUGAACGCUUUGAAGGACAUUGCUACCUUCGCGACUCUUGUGUCUACAUACGAGGAGGGUUUCCAGCUCAUUUUGGAGCCUUUCGAAACGGAGGGCUCAACAGUCCCCAAUCCCAUUUUGCACUUUACUUGCUUAGAUGCCUCUAUUGCGAUGAAGCCUGUAUUUGAUCGAUUCUCCUCCGUUAUCAUUACAUCUGGUACGAUCUCACCUUUGGAUAUGUACCCAAAGAUGUUGAAUUUCCAAACUGUGGUGCAAGAGUCAUACACAAUGACUUUGGCGCGCAGAUCAUUCUUGCCGAUGGUUGUAACUAAAGGCUCCGACCAAACCUCAAUUUCAUCUCGUUUCGAGAUCAGAAAUGAUCCUUCUGUUGUCCGGAACUACGGUUCUCUUUUGAUAGAAUUUGCGAAAAGCACACCUGAUGGUAUGGUAGUUUUCUUUCCGUCAUACCUUUACAUGGAGUCUAUCAUUUCGAUGUGGCAAACUAUGGGUGUUCUUGACGAAGUGUGGAAAUACAAAUUGAUUCUCGUCGAAACACCAGAUGCACAAGAAACAUCGCUUGCUCUAGAAACAUACAGAAAAGCUUGUUCUAAUGGACGUGGAGCAGUCCUAUUGUCUGUUGCGCGUGGAAAGGUCUCUGAAGGUAUCGAUUUCGACCACCACUUUGGUCGUACAGUAUUGAUGAUUGGUAUCCCAUUCCAGUAUACAGAGUCAAGAAUAUUGAAGGCUCGUCUUGAGUUUUUACGAGACCAUUAUCAAAUCAAAGAGAAUGACUUUUUGUCUUUCGAUGCCAUGCGGCAUGCCGCACAAUGCUUGGGGCGUGUUUUGAGAGGAAAGGAUGACUACGGUAUUAUGGUUCUUGCGGACAGAAGAUUCAAAAACAAGAGAGGACAACUACCCAAAUGGAUUUCGCAAGCCCUAUAUGAAGCAGACACAAACCUUUCUACAGAUAUGGCACUUGCGAAUGCCAAAAAGUUCCUACGCAAUUUGGCCCAGCCUACUAACCCAGACGAUCAGGACGGAGUUUCAGUGUGGGACCUUGAAAGACUACAGGAGUAUCAGAGACAAGAGAAGCUGCGCAACCCCAACAUUCAAGCUGAAGAGGAGAAUGUCGAUGUGGAUGAUAUGGAGAGCGCCAACGGGGACGCACCUGAUGAUUUCAUGGAUCUCGAUGAUGCAGAUCUCGAGAUGUUGUAG
Messenger RNA from Australozyma saopauloensis, 2403 nucleotides. It is a transcript of the gene RAD3, whose product is annotated as TFIIH/NER complex ATP-dependent 5'-3' DNA helicase subunit. The record is from RefSeq and is a predicted model, not a curated record. The coding region runs from base 1 to 2403 and encodes 800 amino acids. Gene Ontology annotation, biological process: positive regulation of mitotic recombination; transcription by RNA polymerase II; nucleotide-excision repair. Gene Ontology annotation, molecular function: DNA helicase activity; hydrolase activity, acting on acid anhydrides, in phosphorus-containing anhydrides; ATP binding. NCBI's taxonomy places the organism in Eukaryota, Fungi, Ascomycota, Pichiomycetes, Serinales, Metschnikowiaceae. The transcript has a single exon. Gene Ontology annotation, cellular component: nucleus.